AUGGCAGAUCGCUUCUCGGCCCGUCUCAUGAAGCCCUUCGAGGGCGUUCCUCUCUCGGAGGGCGCGGAAAAGAAGCAAAAACGCGAUGCUGCCCUCGUCGAGGCGCGGAAGAAGGCUCUGAAGGCCAUGAGGGAGAAACGAGCCGCUGCGCGCCACGAUCUUAAGCUCCGCACCUACAAGUACGUGAAGGAGUACCGCCUGCAGCGCGAGGAACUCAUCAAGAACAAACGCGAAGCCCGAGCCAAAGGCGGCUUCUUCAGAGCCCCCGAGGCGAAGGUUGUGUUUUGCAUUCGCAUUAAGGGUAUUAACAAGCUCGCCCCCAAACCCAAGAUGAUUCUGCAGCUCUUCCGUCUUCGCCAGCUGCACAACGGCGUCUUCAUUCGCGUGAACAAGGCGACCAUGGAAAUGCUGCAAGCCGUGCAGCCCUUCGUGACCUACGGCUACCCCAGCCUUUCCACGGUUCGAAAGCUGAUCUACAAGCGCGGCUACGCCAAGGUUGGCGAGCCAGGAUCCAAGCAAAGAGUGCGCCUGCAGGAAAACAGUAUCAUUGACAAGCACUUGGGCAAAUACGGCAUUCACGGUAUUGAGGACCUUGUGCACGAGAUCUACACUUGCGGCCCCGCCUUCAAGCAGGCCAACGCUUUCCUCUGGACAUUCAAACUCAACUCUCCCAGAAAAGGUUUUAAGUGCAAGCGUCACGGUUUCUGCGAGCCUCGUGCCGGUGACUGGGGCAACCGCCAGGAACUGAUCAACGAGCUCGUCAAACGAAUGUGCUAA
Messenger RNA from Eimeria acervulina, 777 nucleotides. RefSeq names its product 60S ribosomal protein L7, putative. Gene Ontology annotation, cellular component: cytosolic large ribosomal subunit. The transcript has 6 exons. Gene Ontology annotation, biological process: maturation of LSU-rRNA from tricistronic rRNA transcript (SSU-rRNA, 5.8S rRNA, LSU-rRNA). Lineage: Eukaryota; Apicomplexa; Conoidasida; Eucoccidiorida; Eimeriidae. Bases 1 to 777 code for a protein of 258 amino acids. Gene Ontology annotation, molecular function: RNA binding; structural constituent of ribosome. The record is from RefSeq and is a predicted model, not a curated record.